Molecule: messenger RNA, 2300 nt
Organism: Eucalyptus grandis
Lineage: Eukaryota; Viridiplantae; Streptophyta; Magnoliopsida; Myrtales; Myrtaceae
Product: nuclear transcription factor Y subunit B-2
Exons: 2
Coding region: 26-1048 (340 amino acids)
Biological process (GO): regulation of transcription by RNA polymerase II
Cellular component (GO): CCAAT-binding factor complex; nucleus
Molecular function (GO): protein heterodimerization activity; RNA polymerase II cis-regulatory region sequence-specific DNA binding; DNA-binding transcription activator activity, RNA polymerase II-specific
Source: RefSeq, a predicted model, not a curated record
ACGUGUCCGAACGGCAGUCGUUAUUAUGCCCCACGAUCCAACGGACCCAACUCGCUCUCUCCUCCCAGAACCUCUCUCUCUCUCUCUCUCUCUCUCUCUCUCUCUCUAUUCCCUUCGCCGGAGACGGAUAAUCUCGCCGGCGUUCGUCUCCGACGGAGACGUCGAUCAGCCUCGGGUUCCGAGCUGUGCGCCUUCCGCUCGCCGUGAUCGAGUCUACUUCGAGUCCUGCGAAGGCGUUCGCCGUCUGACUAUCGACGAAGAAGAAUGCUGUUCCUCUAUAGCAGCUCAGGCGGUCAUCCGAAUUCCGCAAACUGAAUUUCACCAUCGAAGGCUUGAUUGCUCGUGCAAGCGUUAUCUCUGCCAAUCGGUCGGCCGCUUCGGUCGGUGGCUUUUCGGCGGCCGGCGAACGGCAGUCUCCGGUGGAGCUCGCGCGGUAAUCGGAACCGGCGUCAUGGUGGAUUCGGACAACGAGUCGCCGCCGGGGGGAGGCCAUGGAUCGGGAGGGAACGGGGGCGGGGGCGAACUCUGGUCGCCGCGGGAGCAGGACAGGUUCCUCCCCAUCGCGAACGUGAGCAGGAUCAUGAAGAAGGCGCUGCCGGCGAACGCGAAGAUCUCCAAGGACGCGAAGGAGACGGUGCAGGAGUGCGUGUCGGAGUUCAUAAGCUUCGUGACGGGGGAGGCGUCGGACAAGUGCCAGAGGGAGAAGCGGAAGACGAUCAACGGCGACGACCUGCUGUGGGCGAUGACCACGCUGGGGUUCGAGGAGUACGUGGAGCCGCUCAAGGUGUAUCUGCAGAGGUUCAGGGAGUUGGAAGGCGAGAAGACGGCGGGGGUGCGAGAGAAGGACGGCGGAGCCUACGACAGUGAGAGUAGCGGCGGCGGCGGCGGCGGCGGCGGAGCGUACGGGAUGAUGCCCGUGGGCCAGGGUCAGCACCAGGGACACGUGUACGGCUAUGGUGGGUUUCAUCAGAUUGGCGAGAGAGGAGGGGGAGUUGGUGGGGGGCUUAGUGGAGUUGGUCCUGGAUCUAUUUUAAAUAGACCUAAGUAAUUAAAUCGCUAAUCCAAUUAAUUUAAUCAUUAGAAUAACCUUCUUUGAAGUGCUUUCUGCUGGAGCUCCACAUUCUCAUUGUUGUGGCCAUUGAAGGAGUUUUUGGGAAGGUAGCGUUGGUGAAAAGCUAGAUCCGACUAGAAUUGCUCCAUGGGGAAGAGUCGAAAACUAUGUCGAAUUGCGCCGACUUGACUCAAAUCUCCCCACCCUUUGACAUGUGAUUGACUUGGCUUAGAAGAAUGGAUUUGGGUAGUAGUUUCACACGACGACGACGAUGAUGGUCGUGUUUUGGCGUGGCAGUGUUGGUCGGAUGGGUGGCAAAUGGUGUAUAGUGGAGGUGAACGUUGGUGAAGUCUAUGGAUGGGGGGUGAGAAGUAGAGAAGUGAUUUGGGGUUUGAAAUUUAGGUUUGGAAGCUGAAGCAGUCGCUGUAAUGGCGGAUUAUGGGAGUGUAAAGUAAUUGUAAAACUCAAGGUGUUGGGAAGACUAAUCUAUGUAUGUAUGUCUUACUUGUGGAAGGAAACUGAGUUUUACCUGUGAAGAUUGUCUUCUCUUAAUACGUACUGGAUCACUUACCUUUGAAUUAUAUUCUGUUAAAACAAGUGUCUUGAUGGCCAAGCAAAUGCCGACGAGUGUUCAUGGUUCUUCGGGAAGAAAGGUCAAAUGCCAUCGGGGGUUGAAUUCCUCUUUGAAAGAGGGUCGAAUGUGAUGACUAUUGCCUCAUUGAAAGCCAGAUGUGUAAGGAACACUGAUUGCUGAGGCUGUGCUGUUCCAUGUUCGCGGUCUGGCCCCGUGCACAGAAACGAAUAAAAGGGCGAGAUGGCUUAGGUCACUUGAUUGUCCUGAACCGGAUCGUGAUGUUUUUCAGCAUUGCUCACCAAUCUGACAAUUCAGAGCACCGGCACUUGGAUCCUUAGUAGUCAGCAGUGAAGCUGGGCGCGCCACCAUGCUCGAUGCCUUCAAGUAACUUGAAGCGGAAUUUUCCCCGGAAGGUGUAAAGAAGGCACCAUUUAACAUCAGAUCUCUGUCUGAUCUCCAAUUCCAGUUCUUCCACUCUGAAUUUCCAGCUGUAUUUUCCCGCUUGGUCACCUAACCAAAAGAAAAGAAGAUUUAAGCAAGGUUGAAGUUGAAGCCAUAAGUGUCCUUGUGAUACAGAGUUAAUCAUAACCUAGGCAGCUUAGGGAGGCCCGGCAAUGUCACCGAGCCAUAGUUUUUGGCCAUUAAGCAGGGCCGGGUUUAAUAAACAAGAUUUAG